Molecule: messenger RNA, 2473 nt
Organism: Trifolium pratense (red clover)
Lineage: Eukaryota; Viridiplantae; Streptophyta; Magnoliopsida; Fabales; Fabaceae
Exons: 2
Coding region: 45-2237 (730 amino acids)
Source: RefSeq, a predicted model, not a curated record
UCCAAGUAAGACUACAAUUUCUUUACCCUUUUGCCUUUUCUUACAUGUUGUACAAAUUUUUCAAUUAUGGUUGUUUGGUUCCAGUUCUUAGCAGGUUAGCUCUCGCGCCGAGAAGUGGCGUGAUUCAGAAUAUUUCAAAAGGUUUUCAGUACUUUUUGGAUAAUGGAGAGCUUCGUUUAAUGGUUUUGUUCAGCCUCAGCAUACAAUGCAUUCUCAUACUGUUUGGAGCUAAAAGACAGUCCUGGACAAACAUCUACCUUAGAAUCAUACUAUGGUCUGCCUACUUGUUUGCAGAUUGGUUAGCAACAACCUCACUUGGUGUUCUUUCAAAUAAAAGUCAUUGUGUUGAACCAGAGCAUGCCAUUGUUGCUUUGUGGGGUCCAAUUCUUCUCCUUCACCUUGGUGGCCAAGAUACUAUUACUGCUUACUCAAUGGAAGACAAUGCACUUUGGAGUAGGCGUUUGGUUACUUAUAUUGGCCAAGUUGUGGCUGCAAUUUUAAUCUUUCUGAGAUCACGGACAUAUACCGAUCUUAACUCUUUGGCAAUACUGAUAUUCAUUGCUGGUUUUAUCAAAAUUGGUGAGAGAAUUUGGGUUUUGUGGCGUGCAAGUAGCCAACAAUUCAAAGAGUCUUUGUUUCCUGAUCCUGAUCCAGGUCCUAAUUAUGCAAGAUACAUGGAAACAUACAAUUCAGCUUCUUAUGAAGGGUAUAGAGUUAAUGUAGAAUUCCUAAUUCAAUCUCCAUCAACUAGUGAUGAUGCUGCUGCUGCUGUUGAUCAUUACACAUAUGGUCCUGCAGUAACUGUAAGAACUGCAAACAGAUUGUUGAAGAUUUCUAAGCUUCUGUUUGCAGAUCUCAUCUUGAGUUUUCAAGAUGUUUCAGAAAGCAGAUCUUCUUUACUUAGUGGAAAUGGAAAGCGAGGGUUUGAAGUGAUGGAAAUUGAGCUUGGUUUUAUGUAUGAUGUGUUCUACACAAAGGCUCCUAUUGUUUAUUCUUUCAUUGGUUGUUUUCUACGUUUUGCCACUCUAUCUUGUAGUAUUAUUGUAUGUGUUUUCUUUUUCAUUAAGGAGAAUCAAUAUCCUAGAAUUGAUGUGGUGAUCACAGGUGUGUUGCUUCUUGGAGCUAUAGUCUUUGACAUGUAUUCAGUAAUUUCAAUGUUGUUUUCUGACUGGACAAUGAUGUGGUUGACUAUGCACAAAAAUAAGGUGACUUGUAAGAUCAUUUCAUUAAUUCAAUAUGUGAAAUGUAAGAAAAGGUGGUCAUGCAGCAUUGGUCAAUUCAACCUCAUAAGCUUUUGCUUAUUGAGAGCUAAAAAAGAAAGAUACAGCGAACCUGGCAUGUGUGGUUUCAAUUGUGGGAAAACAUUCAAAACCAAUGCAGCAAAGACUGGUCUUGCUACAAUGAUCACAGGUGCUUGGCUGUCCUAUGAGAAGUACAAGCACACAAAUACAAACACCGUGUCCGUGACGGAUGAUCUGAAGGAAAUAAUCUUUGAACACUUUGUGAAUAAAACAAAUGUGGAAAUAAAUAACACAAGAUUUUAUUACAAUUGGGGCAACAAAGUUUUGGAAGGAUUACAAUUGGGAAAAAAGAUAGAGACAAUAAGCUGGAGUGUGGAGGUAGAGUUUGAUCAAAGCAUUCUUUUAUGGCAUAUUGCAACAAAUCUAUGUUAUAAUUCUGUAGCAGAUGAAGAAGUUUUGGAAAAUGGGAGGAGUUAUAGAGAAACAAGCAAAUGGUUAUCAGAGUAUAUGUUAUAUCUUCUUGUUAUGAGACCAUCAAUGUUGCCUAAUGGGAUUGGUGAGAUAAGAUUCCAAGACACUUGUGCUGAGGCAACUGAAUUUGUAAGGGAUAGACGUUCUAUACAAAAUGAGAAUCAAGUAUCUCAAAUUCUACACAGAGUAUGCAAACAUGUUAAAAAAGUUCUUCCUUCGACGGUGAAAGGUGAUAGAAGCAAAUCUGUCCUAUUUGAUGCAUGUAGGUUGGCUAAAAAUGUAAGGGAGAUGAGAAAUGAUGAUGAAGAAUGGGAGACAAAAAAGAUGUGGAAGUUUAUAACUCAAGUUUGGGUUGAAAUGCUAGCUUAUGCUGCUAGCAAUUGUAAGGCACUUUAUCAUGCUCAGCACCUAAGGCAUGGUGGAGAACUAUUAACACAUGUAUGGCUUCUUAUGGCACAUCUUGGUAUCACAGAUAAACUUCAAAUCUCAAAGGGGUUUGGUAGAGCAAAGUUGAUAAGGAAGUGAAUGUAGUUCUAGAUCAUGUGUUCUUCUUUCUUGCAUUUCAAUAAGUUUAUCUACUGUUGUUUAAUUACUCUUUAAUUAGCCUUGUUUAGCUAUAUAUUUUGUCUUUUGUUGAUUCAUUGUACCGAUUCAAAUGAUGUGUAAGAAUCACCAGGGUAUAUUUCAGGAGGUGAUGAUUCGUUGUUGCUUCAAGCAGUCCUUGUAGUGUGUUUGUGGAGGAUGUCUUCUCGAUAUCGAUC